Messenger RNA from Cladophialophora yegresii CBS 114405, 534 nucleotides. RefSeq lists its product as uncharacterized. The transcript has 2 exons. NCBI's taxonomy places the organism in Eukaryota, Fungi, Ascomycota, Eurotiomycetes, Chaetothyriales, Herpotrichiellaceae. The record is from RefSeq and is a predicted model, not a curated record. Bases 1 to 534 code for a protein of 177 amino acids.
AUGUCCGGCGCGCCAAUCACCCUCCAGCCCUGUCUCUUCUUCGAGACCCAGGCUGAGGAAGCGGUCCGGCGCUAUGUCUCUAUUUUCCCAAACUCCUCGAUCGACAAAAUCAACCACUUUACCUCCGCUGGACAAGAAAUGCACGGCCAGACCCCUGGCUCUGUCAUGUCCGUCUCCUUCACGCUCAACAACACCAAAUGGCUGGCCUUGAACUCGCGGCCCAAAGAAAUGGCCAUGACCGAGGCCGUCUCCUUCCUGAUCAUCUGCGAGGGCCAGGAAGAGAUCGACCACUACUGGGACAAUCUAACCGAGGGGGCUAGCGACGAAGACAAAAAGAGGCAGGUGUGCGGCUGGUUGAGGGACCGAUUCGGCGUCUCUUGGCAGGUGGUGCCACGCUUGGUGGCCGAUGUGAUGUCCAGUGGGGAUGAGAAGAGGAUGUCCGCGACGAUGGCCGCGUUCAUGAAGAUGGGCAAAGUUAUUGUCAAAGAUGUCGUCGAUGCGCUAGAGGCUGUUGAGGGUGCUGCGAAGGAAUAG